UAGAGACAUCAGUGGGAGGGUUGGAAUAAUUUGGCGACCGGACAGAGGGAGGCAGUAUAAAAGGUUAGCUUUGAGGGGGGGCAAGUCAGGUCGAGAAGAAUUUGGUAUCAUCAUCACACAGGAUAUUUUACCACAGAUCAUGGCUGACUUUGACAUGGUUUUGAAGUGCUGGGGUCCAGUGGAGGCGGACUACACCACCCACGGGAAUCUGGUUCUGACCCGUUUGUUCAUGGAGCACCCGGACACUCAGAAGCUGUUCCCCAACUUUGUUGGCAUCCCUCAGGGUGACCUGGCCGGUAACGGAGCUGUUUCCGCCCACGGCGCCACUGUGCUAAAGAAACUUGGUGAACUGCUGAAGGCCAAAGGAAACCACGCUACCAUCCUGAAACCUCUGGCCAACAGCCACGCCACCAAGCACAAGAUCGCCAUUAACAACUUCAGGCUGAUUACCGAGGUCAUUAUUAAAGUCAUGGAGGAGAAGGCAGGGCUGGAUGCAGCCGGGCAACAGGCUCUGAGGAACGUGAUGGACGUCGUCAUCGCUGACAUUCAAGCAAACUACAAAGAGCUGGGCUUCGAAGGCUGAGAAUAAAUUUUGACCCAAGUCAUGUCGAGGUCAAAUGACAAGACAAGAAAUAUUCUGCAUGCAAGUGCUUUUAAAAAACAAAAAAAUGAUAAUCUAUUUGAAUUAAUAAACUAAUACAGCACCAUUGUAUAAUAGAGCUCCAGAUGUUGUCAGUUAAAAAACCCAAUGAAGAUUAAAUGUAAAGACUCUGUAAAGACUUCUAUCAAUUAUUACCAAUAAAACACUUUGUUGCUCAA
Messenger RNA from Hippoglossus stenolepis (Pacific halibut), 819 nucleotides. It is a transcript of the gene mb, whose product is annotated as myoglobin. Gene Ontology annotation, molecular function: oxygen binding; heme binding. NCBI's taxonomy places the organism in Eukaryota, Metazoa, Chordata, Actinopteri, Pleuronectiformes, Pleuronectidae. Gene Ontology annotation, biological process: oxygen transport. Bases 140 to 583 code for a protein of 147 amino acids. The record is from RefSeq and is a predicted model, not a curated record. The transcript has 4 exons. Gene Ontology annotation, cellular component: extracellular exosome.